This is a messenger RNA of Danio rerio (zebrafish), 2629 nucleotides long. The record is from RefSeq and is a predicted model, not a curated record. NCBI's taxonomy places the organism in Eukaryota, Metazoa, Chordata, Actinopteri, Cypriniformes, Danionidae.
GCUUGUGUGUGUGCACUGGUUUUAGUGGUUUACAAGUACAUAAAUUUGUUUGACCUAGGUAUUACAACGUUGAGAUGGUUUAUGAGGACAUGACAUGUGUCCUCAUAAUUCAAAAUGCUUCAAUUUCAUAUUUAUAUGCCACAGGUUUCCUUUAAGGGUGGGGUUUAGGGGUAGGAUAGGCCACAUAAUAAACACUUUUUACAGUAUAAAAUGUAUUAUGACUAUGGAGAGUCCUCAUAAACCACCAAAACCAAUGUUUGUGUUUGUGUGUACUUCCUAAAAUGCUUAAUUGUGUUCUUAUUCUUUAGGAUAAGCAGACUUAAUCUUACCUCUGUGCUGCUCAUUCCAGAUUUUUAAAGCUGAGCUUGGAAAUCAAAUCUUUUUUUGUUGUAAUCUGAGAGUUUUAAGUUGCAAGGCUUCGGUUCAGCUGUCUUUUCUGUGCACGCUUGCUUGGAUACAACAGCUGAAAGUCCUGUGUUGGAUGCAUGCUCUGUGUUCUCUCAGUUCAUUUGCAUUCAUGAGCAUUAAGUUGUGCUCAUCCACAGUCUGCUGUGGAUUUAUUGUCAUUAGAGCUGGACUCUGGUAACUCUGGCCAUUCUGCUGAGCUCUGAGCUUUUUGUGGUUGUCUGUCUGCAAGUCUCUUUGCCACAGUGCUAUAGCAAGUUCUUUCUGGGAAUCCGAGAUGCUGAGUUUGUGUUUUCCACAAGAGUUUCCAUUUUUGUCUGAAAAAAAAAAAAGUUCUGAAAAUACCUUGAUAGCAGUGUCCCUUUUGGAAGAAAAAAAAGCUUGUGGCAUUGAAGCUGUUUUGCUGGAAAAAAAUGUUGGAUUUACAACCUAGCGUCUAAAUGUUUCUAUAAAUAUAACCCCUGCACAAUCAAGGACAGAUUUAUUUUGUUUUAAGCAAACUGGCAUGUCGUGCUGCGCUGUAAGUUUUCCCUGACCCUCUGUUUCCAUGGCCCCCUCAUGUGGCCGCUCUUCACUGCCUAUAGCACGAGCUAUCUCCGCCUAUGAAAACACGGCACACGAUUGGCUGAUCCUGCAGAUGCACAGGAAGUUCAGGGUUUCUAAUAACCACCCAGAGACACAGUUACCAUAGAGACAAAGAUAAGCCCCCUUACUGAAAAAAAAGCCUGCAUGUCAUCACUGCAGCCUGCAGAAAGCGUCUGCUCUCUCUCUCUCUUCUGCCAGUUCUCCUAUUAGCAGCUGCUCAAACAGUACAGCCCCUGCCUUAUGAAGGUUGCCUCAGGUUUUCUUCUUUCACCGCUCUUCAAAUGCACUCUGCACUUAACGAGCCUUGGUCUAAAUGGGUCCGGUUAUGCCUCCCAGUAAGAAGCCGGAAAGUUCUGGGGUCAGCGUGGCGAGCGGCCUGAGCCAGUUCUAUCAGGCCAGCUCCAUCACCAGAGCCCUGCAGGAGGCUGAGGAGAUGGACCUGGCUCUUCCCACCAUCAAACUGGAGAAGGGGAGCGUGGAGGACGAGGAGCUCACCAACCUCAACUGGCUCCACGAGAGCAAAAAUCUGCUCAACAGCUUCGGUGACCCCGUGCUGAGGAGCGUCAGUCCCGUCCAGGAUCUGGACGAUGACACCCCGCCUUCUCCAGCCCACUCGGACCUCCCAUAUGAUGCCAAGCAGAACCCAAACUGCAAACCUCCUUAUUCAUUCAGCUGUCUCAUCUUCAUGGCCAUAGAAGAUGCUCCUUCCAAGAGACUGCCGGUUAAAGACAUUUACAACUGGAUUCUGGAACACUUCCCUUACUUUGCCAAUGCCCCCACGGGGUGGAAGAACUCUGUCAGGCACAAUCUCUCCCUCAAUAAGUGUUUUAAGAAAGUGGACAAGGACAGGAGUCAGAGUAUUGGGAAGGGCUCCCUGUGGUGCAUAGACCCAGAAUACAGACAGAAUCUCAUCCAGGCACUGAAGAAGACGCCUUAUCAUCCCUAUUCCCAGGUGUUCACCACACCUCCCACCUCUCCUCAGGCAUAUCAAAGUAUGUCCAGUCCUCCAAUAUGGCCAGGAAGUCCCUUUUACAGGAAAAACAAGGGAGUCCUACUACAAGUUCCUCAGGGAGUGAUCCAGAACGGAGCUCGAAUGAUGAGCCAGGGCCUCUUCCCAGGAAUCCGACCCCUUCCCAUCAACCCCAUCGUCAGCAGGACAGCUGCUGUCAGGUCAGUACUGGGAUACAGAAUCACCAGUGACACUGAACCAACCCAAAACUCUCCACUGGCCACCAGCGACCCCAAGGAGGACCACACCUACAGUUUCGCCAAAUCUUCCGGCUCGGAUGCUGAAGAGGAGGCACAGUGUGAUGGAAGUGAGCUCAACUUCCACACUAAUGAGACCGGCAGCGAUGCGGAGGACGACGAUAAGAGUAAAAUCAAGAAGGAGCCCAAGGAGUGGUCAGUGGACGCCCUCGCUCUGGCCCAGCACAAGAAACGGCAACUUUUGACAAAAGUCAAACAGAGAGUGGCCAGUGACACUCUUCCUCUAAAAAAGAGGCGCACGGAGAAGCCUCCGGAAAGUGACGACGAGGAGAUGAAAGAGGCCGCCGGAUCCCUGCUUCAUUUGGCAGGAGUCCGGGCCUGUUUGAACAAUAUCACCAACCGGACGGCAAAGGGGCAGAAAGAGCAAAAAUAA